GAACAAGUUAAAAGUUAAACAAAUUAAUUUAAACAAUAUCAUAAUGCGAAACACGUUCCGAAUACCCAAUUUUGAUCAAUUGUUUGAUGUUUCCGGCAUUUCUUGUGAUAAAGUUGUGGUUGUAUCAAUUAUUGGGAAAUCGCCUUACAAUUUAUCUGGUUUAAAAGUAAAAUCUAUAGGUCGCGUAAUUGCUCAAAAAGAGAAUACGGACGAUCAAGAGUGUGUAAUUGAUGGCUCAUAUGAUGAAGAAAAUCAAAUAGUUUACUUACAUAUGUCCAGUCCUCUAGAUGCAGACCUAUUUGUGAAUGAAUAUUCAGCUAUUCAAAAGAAAUGUGAAGCUGACAGAAAGUGUGAUGAUUUCUUAGCUGUAUAUGAUGAAAUAAAAAGUAUUUUCGCUCGAUAUCUUCUACUAAUAUUUCAUAUUAGUCACAUUGUAAUUUUAUCACAUCCCACUUGUACAGUAGAUACUAAUUACAUCCAGUAUUUUAAAGCCAUAGAUUCAUUAAGUCAAAAACUAAGUGACAAAAUUACAGAACUUCUAAAGGGUAUUGACACACUUAGCCAAGAAUGGGUUGCUGCUGGAAGAUUUUGUACUCCAAGAUUGAUAUUUUAUUUUGAGAGGUGUCCAACUAACAUUACCAAUGUGAAAAAGCUAGAACAUAAUUUAGAAGAUAAAAUAUAUUUUGUUUUAAAGAAAACACGUAUUAUUAGUUCCUCUGGAUGUUCAGUGUUUGCUAUUCCUAUGAAUGAUGAAUUUGUUUACAUCGAGGAAGCAGAUAGUUAUACAGAUGACCUAGGACAUAUGGUAAGAGGUUUAUUAUUGGAUUGCCAACCAGGAGGAGCUAUGCAGUUAGAAGUUCCGUAUUCUAGUCAGCCAGGAGGAGAAAAGAACUUUAAGAAAUUCCUACUUGUCCAUAUUCAGCAGGCAAGAACCAAAGGUUUUGAUGACACCGUGAGUUCUGGAAGACACCAGCAUUCUCAGGCAGCUCAUUUUGAGCUACCUGUAUUAAAGCAGUGGAUUGAAGCCACUAAAGUUCUUUACAAACUUUUAUCAAAACAAAAACUGGUCAACGCUCUAUGUACCGAUACCCGAUUUUCUGAACAACGUUGUCUGAAAGUCCUUCCUUUAGCUUUAGCCAGGUAUUUAGAGGGUUUACCUUCGCACUAUGCCAAAGUUGAUCACGAAGCUAGAUUGGCGAUAGCUCUAACACUAUUUAGAGCUCAAGCACGUGGCCCGGUUUUUGAGCGCUAUGCGUCUCAGCUAGAAAAGGACUGUCGAGCUCAUUGGGAAAACGGUAGACAACAAUGCGAAGUCGCUUCUUUGACUGGUAAUCCCUGUAAGUUACCAAAACAUUCUAGCGAUAGGGAACACAUGAGUGGAUUUAUCUAUAAAGCCGUAUGUGAUUGUGGCCGAAAAGUGGGAGCUAGGGAGGACCCAUACAACGUAAAGCAAGCCAAUUACACAUUUUAUCAUCAAAUAUCCAAAGAAUGUCAAUGCUCGAAACUGGAAAAAAUACAAUUUCCCCAACAAACGAAAACGACCAAAGCCUCUGUCAGCGAAACGGAGGAGUCAUCGGUUUCAUCAGAGCGAAGUGAAAAGGAUCAGGAGAAGGAAAACUCUAGUUUGUCAGAAACUGCCCCGGCGAUGCUAACGUUGAGUACAACUCCUGGUUUGUUGCCAAUAUAUUCCUCUUGGUCUUUAGUGUGUCUUGGAGCAUCGUCGCUGUACAGUCAUAAUUUAGGAUUAUCAGAAUCACAUCAACCAGGAUUUUUAAGCUCAACCAACUAUCUCCUACCAUGGGACGUACUAGUAUUUUCCAAAUCCAAGCAAAUAUGGCCCCACGUUAAUAAAUACACCACGAGAGGCAGGAGAGGUCGAUCCACUGGAAGCUUACCGCAGUUUACUGUGAAAGUAUUCAUCGGUGUAGAAUACGAAUGUUCGUCUGGUCAUAGAUUUAUGUUAUCAAGUCCUGAGAGAAUGUUGAAAGCUAUGCCUGGAAGCAUAGUUAAGGAGACAGGACACAAAAUAGCUGAAAGCGAUAUGCCAUUGUACUUUCCAUGUGCUUGCAGAGCAGGAAAAUUGGCACAACUUAUGAGAUUGCAUGUAGUAACGCCUAAAGCGCCAGUCCACUGCACUUUAGAUCCUAAAGUUCAACCGGGUCCUGGAGCACCAAUUUUUACACCAACCACAGAAGGCCCUACAAAACUUACGCAAUCAGCUUAUUGGAUAAUGCGUUUUCCAUAUGUAUACAUAUCAGACAAAGAACAUUAUAACGUGAACGGUGCCGCUAGACUAUUACAAGGAGUGUUCGGAGUAACAGAGAUGGAUCAGUAGUUUUAUAUUGUUUUUAAUAUACAUUUUUUUUUAGAAA
Diabrotica balteata is the source of this 2372-nucleotide messenger RNA. Lineage: Eukaryota; Metazoa; Arthropoda; Insecta; Coleoptera; Chrysomelidae. The record is from the annotation of a GenBank genome assembly.